Molecule: messenger RNA, 1710 nt
Organism: Trichoderma gamsii
Lineage: Eukaryota; Fungi; Ascomycota; Sordariomycetes; Hypocreales; Hypocreaceae
Product: major facilitator superfamily transporter
Exons: 3
Coding region: 1-1710 (569 amino acids)
Biological process (GO): transmembrane transport
Molecular function (GO): transmembrane transporter activity
Source: RefSeq, a predicted model, not a curated record
AUGAGGCAAAGCAAAUCCGAUAGCGACGAUGACGAUUCGGUCGGCGAAGUUGCCGUCGAUGCUCAACUUAGAAGCUCUUUAGACGCCGAAUCUGUGAGCAGUUAUGUGGAAAAUGGCCCGCUUUCACCCGCUGCUCCAUCUGUGAGCCAGAAUGAGAGCAAGAGACCGGUAUCAUGGAGCGAGUUGCCCCGGAAAGACCAGCUUUUCAUUAUUACCAUGGCGAGGAUGAGUGAACCGCUUGUCCAGACGUCACUACAGCUUAAAUGGUUCGAUCCGUCGCUUCCCGAUUCCACAAUCUCCAGCCAGGCGGGCGUCCUCCACGCCAGCUUCACGGCCUCACAGUUCCUCACGGCGAUGAUGUGGGGUCGCAUAGCCGAUUCGAAGCGCGUGGGACGCAAAACGGUUCUGCUCAUUGGCUUAUUGGGGACGAGCAUAUCUUGCGUGGGCUUUGGAUUCUCGACGACGUUUUGGCAGGCGCUGCUGUUCCGGACGGUUGGUGGUGCUACGAAUGGCAAUAUUGGUGUGAUGAGGACGAUGAUCAGCGAAAUUAUCCGCGAAAAAAAGUAUCAGCCAAGAGCCUUUCUCCUCCUCCCCAUGACUUUCAACAUCGGCGUCAUCAUAGGUCCUAUCCUCGGCGGCAUCCUCUCCGACCCAGCUGGCAGCUACCCAAAUCUCUUUGGCGACAUGCCCUUCUUUGUGAAAUUCCCCUACGCAACUCCCAACAUCGUCAGCUCUUUCUUCCUGUUCUUCGCCGCCGUGGCCGUUUGGCUGGGCCUCGAGGAAACUCACGAUGUCCUGAGAGACGGGCCGCCAGACCUGGGCACCCGACUAGGGAAGAGACUCCUCACGCACUAUCGAAAGCGAUUUGGAACUUCGCCCGAGGCGGAGGGAUAUUCGGCAGUUCCGGCAUCUGACGUUGAGCUGAGGGCGGGCGAAGAGGACACAGCUAGGAGGAAAUCGACGAAGCGGUACACGCAGAGGCUGCCCUUUCGACGCAUCUUCACACGCAACGUUCUCGUCACGCUGGUUGCGCAGUUCUUCCUCACCUUCCACGUUGGCACAUUCAACUCGCUCUGGUUCAUCUUCCUCUCGACGCCAACCUCGGAGCGAGAGACUCGUCUGCCGUUUUGGUUCACCGGCGGUCUCGGUCUCCAGCCGCGGUCCGUCGGCAUGGCCAUGGCCAUCCUGGGCUUCAUCGGCAUCAACAUGCAGCUGUUCCUCUACCCGAACAUAUCAGCCCGCCUCGGCACCAUCAAGUCGUGGCGGUUCUUCCUGCUCUUCUUCCCCGUGGCCUACUUCCUCGUCCCUUAUCUCUCUGUCGUGCCGAGCACCGCGCCGCCUCCGGAGGCAAAGGCGGGCAUUCUGAUAUGGAUUGCCAUUUGCGGCGUGUUAUUCUUCCAAGUCACGGGCCGGACGUUUGCGCUGCCCAGCCAGGCGAUUCUCGUCAAUAACUGCUCGCCGCAUCCAAGCGUGCUGGGCACUGUUCACGGGCUUGGGCAGAGUGUUAGUAGCGCGGCUCGGACGAUCGGACCGAUGGUGGGUGGUGUUGUGUAUGGAUUUGGCCUGAAUAAGGGUAUUAUUGGCUUGGUGUGGUGGGCACUGAGCAGUGUUGCUGUUUGUGCGUGCUUGACGAGUCUAGUGGUGAAGGAGGGUGAUGGCCAUGAGAUUUGGCUGGACGGCGAUAAAGAAGACGAGCCGAGUACAGAUUGA